AUGGGUGGCAACUAUGUGACCGAGAUCUCUGUGAGGGCGACGGGCAUCACGAUGAUCGUGUUGACCACCUUCGUCGCCGCCUUCCGCAUCUUUGUGUCAGUCGAGCAACAACGGAAGUUCAGUUGGGACGACGGCUGGCUUCUGGCGGCCUAUAUCUUCUUCUUGGCGCUUUCGAUCCUGUACAUCGUUGCAGCGCCUACCAUGUUUAGGCUCACAAAGCUUGCUAACGGGGAGAUACCAUUGUACCCGACGGUGGCCGAUGAUGGGCUCUUUAUCCAGAAGAUAUUCUUCGUUACCACCUCGGGCCUGUGGCUCUGCCUGUGGAGUGUCAAGUUCUCCUUGAUGGCCGUCUACAAAAAGCUGAUGACGGCCUUGCCAAAAAAGCUCCGAUUGUGGUGGGCUGUGGUCGUCUUCUGCCUGGUGGUUCUGGCGGGUGCCAUCACCUCCUCAAUGCUGUCCUGUUCGAGCAUGAAGGCGUGGUUUACAGCUGGGGCUUGCUCAACCCCUCGCGAUGUCAAAGCUGCAAGUAUCAGCCUCUGGUACGCUUAUGCAGUUGACAUCCUCACCGAUCUCAUGAUAAUGCUCCUACCUCUCGAUCUCAUCUGGAACUUGAAGAUGCCUCGGACACAGAAGAUGAGCAUUGGUGCCCUCUUCUGCCUUGGAUUUGUUUGCAUUGCGGUAGCAACAAUUCGAGUCAAGGAGCUUGGAAGCACGGUCAACAACAGCCAACCCAGCACUACCUGGCUAGCGUUAUGGGGCAUCGUUGAGUCCUCUAUAGCUGUCUUGAUUGGCUGUGGGCCGGGCCUUUACCGUAAGGCCAGAGCGGUCUAUCAAACUCGUCACGGAUCGACUCCUUCUCGCGGCUAUGCACGAUAUGCCAACAGCACUUCCGCCAGAGCCCAGUCACAGAACAUUGCCCUCGAAACUUACCAGUCGAGGAAAUCUCGUACGAACAUCACAUCAAAAAUCAACGACGCUGCCAGCAGUCAAGAAGAGUUGGCAAAUACAAACCUCGAGCCCGGUAUCGGUGACACCAAAAUGGCGACUGAGAGCAUCAGAGAGCGGGAUGUGGAUUCGGUACGCCACUGGGAUGACAGACCUCAUGCAUAUUAA
Molecule: messenger RNA, 1113 nt
Organism: Fonsecaea erecta
Lineage: Eukaryota; Fungi; Ascomycota; Eurotiomycetes; Chaetothyriales; Herpotrichiellaceae
Exons: 4
Coding region: 1-1113 (370 amino acids)
Source: RefSeq, a predicted model, not a curated record